UUCCUAUCCAAAAACCCUAGCGUCUCCUAGGGUUUCCCUCCUUUUUUUUCAUCGCUUGCCAGUGGCACCCAGAUCCAAAACCUCAGCGAGACAAAAUCCUUGAUCAUGGUUGUAGGACUCGACGCUGGAUUGGUCCCAUUCAAUCCCGAAGGGUGGGGCCCACCCGAUUCCACCGAAACCACCACUUCCGUCGCCGCCGGCAGCACUAACAACCUUCCUCUUAACGUUCCCUUUGCCCCCUUCUCCCGCUCCGAUAAGCUCGGCCGGGCCGCAGACUGGACGCGCAACUACAACAAUCCGGCCCGCCCCAAGAACCCUUCCGACUCCGUCUUCGACUUCUCCAACGACGAAUCGUUCUCUGCCUCGGCCGACGACGACUCGUUCCGACUUGUCGACGGCAAGCCGCCUCCGAAGCCCAGGUUCGGUCCGAAAUGGCGGUUCCAGCAGCAACGCCAGCUCCCCCAGCGGCGAGACGAAGAGGUCGAGGCCCGCAAGCGCGAGGCCGAGAAGGAGCGAGCCCGUCGCGACCGGCUAUACCACCUCAACCGUCCGAACCCUAACGCGCCGCGCCGCGAGGCCGCCGUGUCCAAGUCUUCCGUGGACAUCCAGCCCGAGUGGAACAUGCUCGAUCAGAUCCCCUUCUCCACCUUUUCCAAGCUCUCUUUCUCCGUUCCCGAGCCAGAGGAUCUCAUCCUCUGCGGCGCGCUCGAGUUCUACGACCGCUCCUACGAUCGCAUUACUCCGAAGAACGAGCGCCGCCUCGAGCGUUUCAAGAACCGCAAUUUCUUCAAAGUCACCACCACCGACGAUCCAGUCAUCCGUCGCCUCGCCAACGAGGACAAAGCAACGGUCUUCGCCACCGAUGCAAUUCUAUCCACGCUCAUGUGCGCACCGAGAUCGGUGUACUCGUGGGACAUUGUUGUUCAGAGGGUUGGAAAUAAGCUGUUCUUCGACAAAAGGGACGGCUCGCAGCUCGAUUUGCUCUCGGUGCAUGAGACAUCGCAGGAGCCAUUGCCGGAGGCAAAGGAUGAUAUCAACUCAGCGUACUCCCUCAGUGUCGAGGCCGCCUACAUUAACCAAAAUUUCUCGCAGCAGAUCCUGAUUCGGGACGGGAACAAGGUGACCUUCGACGAGCCCAACCCCUUUGCAAACGAAGGGGAAGAGGUCGCUUCUGUGGCGUAUAGGUACAGGCGUUGGAAGCUGGACAAUGACAUGUACUUGGUGGCGCGGUGUGAGGUCCAGAGCGUGGUCGAGGUUAACAAACAGAGGUCCUUCCUCACUUUGAAUGCGCUCAAUGAAUUCGACCCGAAAUACUCUGGAGUCGAUUGGAGGCAGAAGCUUGAGACCCAAAGAGGUGCUGUAUUGGCCACCGAGCUGAAGAACAACGCGAACAAGUUGGCUCAAUGGACCUCUCAAGCUAUGCUAGCUGGCGCGGAUUUGAUGAAAUUGGGGUAUGUCUCGCGGGUUCAUCCUCGCGAUCAUUUUAACCAUGUGAUAUUGGCGGUCGUUGGGUACAAGCCGAGGGAGUUUGCGGCGCAGAUUAAUUUGAACUCUUUGAAUAUGUGGGGAAUUGUGAAAUCCAUUGUGGACCUUUGCAUGAAAUUGAAUGAGGGCAAGUACGUGCUUGUGAAGGACCCGACUAAGCCGCAAGUUAGGAUCUAUGAGGUGUCAUCUGAUGCAUUUGAGAAUGACUAUGUGGAGGAGCCGCUGCCAGAGGACGAGCAGGUUCAGCCACCGGUGGAGGAUGCCGAUGCUGGCGAGACAAAUGCUGCUGCUGUAAAUGAUGUCGAAUAGAGAGGUUGAUGCUCAAGCUUAGAGAAUGACUAGAGAGUGCCGAGCAAAACUCUUAGGGAUUGUUCCAUGGAUAUAGUUGCGAGUCUGUGACUAAUACUAUUAAAUGGAAGUUACUACUUCACUUACUCUUCAGAAUACCGGAUGGUCGUAGAACAAACUAAUGACAAUGUUCAAAAUGGUAGUUAAAAGUCACUGCUACAGGUGAUCUGAGAUUGCCACUUUUCCUUUUUCUUGGAAAACUCUCAUCGUCUGUGUGGUUGGUUUUGGUUGUUUGGAUUAUGAUUUGUUAGCUGAAGUAUGCCCUAUGAGUCUGCAUCAGAUUCAAAGUUUCCUUUGGCGGAUUUGAUCUCC
Molecule: messenger RNA, 2145 nt
Organism: Juglans microcarpa x Juglans regia
Lineage: Eukaryota; Viridiplantae; Streptophyta; Magnoliopsida; Fagales; Juglandaceae
Product: eukaryotic translation initiation factor 3 subunit D-like
Exons: 2
Coding region: 106-1794 (562 amino acids)
Biological process (GO): translational initiation
Cellular component (GO): eukaryotic translation initiation factor 3 complex; cytoplasm
Molecular function (GO): translation initiation factor activity
Source: RefSeq, a predicted model, not a curated record